Meira miltonrushii is the source of this 1749-nucleotide messenger RNA. Its product is annotated as DAHP synthetase. NCBI's taxonomy places the organism in Eukaryota, Fungi, Basidiomycota, Exobasidiomycetes, Exobasidiales, Brachybasidiaceae. The transcript has a single exon. Gene Ontology annotation, biological process: aromatic amino acid biosynthetic process. Gene Ontology annotation, molecular function: 3-deoxy-7-phosphoheptulonate synthase activity. The record is from RefSeq and is a predicted model, not a curated record. The coding region runs from base 86 to 1672 and encodes 528 amino acids.
GUGUGAGGAUGAAAUAAGACUCACUAGAGAAAAAAAAGCUAGAAGAAUUGUUCAGUGUUACAAGCCAUCAUCAGAUAGCAUUCAAAUGGCUUCCUCAAGUGAUGCUGGUCAAAGACCUGCUUGGACUCCAUCAUCUUGGAGGAAGUAUCCGAUCUCACAACCGAUAGAAUAUCCUUCACGAAAAGCAUUGGAAGAUGCUACCCAACAACUUCGUUCUUUGCCCGGAUUGGUUACUUCGCAUGAGAUUCGAUCUUUACGUGCACAACUAGCAUCUGUGGCUCAAGGCAAGUCAUUCUUACUUCAAGGUGGAGAUUGUGCAGAGCUGUUCGCCGAUUGUACACCUGACAAGAUUGAAGGAAAGGUCAAAUUGCUACUCUUGAUGUCGUUGAUCAUCAUUUGGGGAGCAAGAAUACCGGUCGUGCGUGUUGGAAGAAUUGCAGGACAAUAUGCAAAGCCAAGAAGUAAGGCUACAGAAGUGGUCGAUGUGCCUUCUUCAAAGCCAGAUGGAAGCAUCACUACAGAAAAGAAGGAAGUAUUGACAUUUAGAGGUGAUAACAUCAAUGGAUUUGCAGCCGAUCAGCGGAUACCCGAUCCACAAAGGCUUCUGACAGCAUACUUUUACAGCUGUACAACAUUGAACCACAUUCGUGCAUCUUUGGGUAGUGGACUGGCUGAUUUGCAUGCACCACUAUCAUGGACUACGUCUCAUGUUCGAUCAGAGUCUUUGGCAAAACAAUUUUCGCAUAUCGUCUCCAGUUUGACCGAUGCAUUGGAUUUCAUGCGUGUCAUUGGUGCUGAAUCACAAAAUGAUACCGUAUCCAAAUUGGAAACUGUGGACUACUUUAUCGCACAUGAAUGCUUGACUUUGGAGUUUGAGGAAGCAAUGACUCGGCAAACGGUUAAUGCAAAGAAGCAGGAGUCCGCUGCGUCCACUCCUGAAGCAGCAUCACCUCCCUUCUACGAUCUUUCCGCUCACUUUGUUUGGUUAGGAGAUCGAACACGAGCUGUGAACGAGGCACAUGCUGAAUUCGUGAGAGGAAUUGCGAAUCCAAUCGGAAUUAAAGUGGGUCCAAGUAUGAAACCUGAUGAACUCAUCUCGCUUCUAUCUAUCGUUGAUCCAAGUCGGGGAGCCGACCUAGGAAAGGUGACUCUCAUAGCAAGAUUCGGACGUGGAAAGUCUCAAACCCAUCUUCCUGCAUUGAUCAAAGCUAUUCAAAGUUCACCAUGGAGUAAGUCUGUAAUUUGGUGUUGCGACCCAAUGCACGGCAACACGAUCUCCUCGCCUUCGGAUCCUUCUUUGAAAACAAGAGCUUUCGGUGAUGUCUUGACAGAAUUGACUGAGCAAUUGGCCAUUCACGCCCAGAACAAUAGUCAUCUUGGCGGUAUACACUUGGAGUUGACAGGAGAGGUGGACGAAUACGGUGAAAGUGUUACAGAAUGCACUGGAGGAGCAAUGGGUUUGGAAGAUUCUCAUUUGAAGAUGCGGUACAGGACUCAUUGUGAUCCUAGAUUGAAUUUGGAACAAUCUUUAGAUAUCGCCUUUAUGAUCUCAAACGCACUCAAAAGUGAGAGACUGAAUGCAGGGGCUUCAUCCUCGGCGAAGUCUGCAACUGAAAAGUACGAUCAUGAUGCACUCGUGAAGGAAUUGUUGAACGGUACCAGCACUUUGUAAAGUAGGCUCUAUAAUACCAUGUCAUUCCUCUAAUCUGUACCAGUUGUGAGCCCCGCUCUUGUCUAAGAUAGACCAUG